CACCUAUCCCAUUAGCCCAUAUCUCUAAUUCUUCUGAUGAUUCCAAAGAAGUUAGCCCAAGCAAUUCGCUCGAAGAUGUGGACGAUUACUACAAAAUGAUCUUGGAAGAAUAUGCGAAGGAUUGUGAGUAUUUUGAUAAGGAAAUUGAUUCCACACCCCAGUCGGUGAAAGAAACGAAUGAAGAGGUUGCUUCGCAAUCAGGAGGGAAAUCGAACGAAAUUAAAUAUCGUGCACAAUAA
Messenger RNA from Funneliformis mosseae, 239 nucleotides. The record is from the annotation of a GenBank genome assembly. Lineage: Eukaryota; Fungi; Glomeromycota; Glomeromycetes; Glomerales; Glomeraceae.